GGCGGGGCCAGCGGCAUGCCUCCGCAGGGCAAGGUCCCCGCCGCCCUCUUUUCGCGGGCGCUGCUCGGGAGAGGGAGGCUCCGGGCGGAGCUCUCCUGGCAAGCCCCCGAUUGCGAGCCCCAGCCCAAAAGACGGCCGAUCUCCGCCGCCAUGACCGAGGAGGCCAAGAGGCUGGCCGCUGUGGCUGCGGUGGACAACCACGUGCAGACUAAUCAUGUCCUUGGAAUUGGAAGCGGCUCUACAAUUGUUCAUGCUGUACAUAGGUUAGCUGAGAGAGUGAAACAAGAAAAGCUCAGCAUAGUUUGCAUCCCUACAUCUUUUCAGGCACGUCAGUUGAUUCUGCAGAAUGGCUUAACUCUAAGUGACCUGGAUAGACACCCAGAGUUGAAUGUUGCCAUUGAUGGGGCUGAUGAAGUCGACAUGGACCUCAACCUUAUCAAGGGAGGAGGGGGUUGCCUGACCCAGGAGAAGAUCGUUGCUGGCUUUGCAAAAAGCUUCAUAGUUAUUGCUGAUUACAGAAAAAAGUCUGGAAACCUUGGAGAGCAAUGGAAAAAAGGGAUUCCCAUUGAAGUCAUCCCGAUGGCCUAUGUGCCGAUCACCAGGGCUUUGGCCAAGAGGUUUGGAGGCGUUGCGGAACUGAGGAUGGCUGUCAAUAAAGCUGGCCCAGUGGUGACGGACAAUGGGAACUUCUUAUUAGACUGGAAAUUUGACAAAGUUCAUGACUGGAAUAAAGUAAACAUGGCAAUCAAGAUGAUACCAGGAGUGGUAGAAACUGGCCUUUUUAUCAACAUGGCGGAGCGUGUUUACUUUGGCAUGGAAGACGGCUCUGUCAGCGUGCGCGAUAAGAAAGUCCACUGACUGCCAUUCAGCCUCUGCACAUCUACGCUGCCUUCAGCAUGUGACAGUUUAUCCUCAUGGUGCCAACUUGACAUGUUGCCUUAAAAUACAUCUGUCUGGAUCUUGAUGAAUGAAUUGGAAGGUCCCGCAGAUUUCACAAAUACUGAAAGCGAAUGUUGUCUUAAAAUCAAUUUUUUACUUUUUUUCAUGUAAUUUUUUUAAAGUGAUCACUCAACAUUUUAAGCUUUUUUCACUUGAGUUUUUAUACCAAACAUUUACCAAAAAGGAUGUUUUACAUAAUACUUGAACCAACUGGUUGCUUGCUGGGAGAAAGAUAGUGGUCUGAAUCCAAUUUGUAAUCCUAACUAAAGUAGACUCACGGAAACAGUGGGAUUUAUGUAAGUCUUGGCGCACACCAUUCAACAACUGAUUCUGUGUGCUAUUUCUAGUUAGGACUAUAGAUUAGGAUACAUUUAUGCGAAAGAGCUGCAUCCAGUUGGGAAUCACAGAUGCCUUAUUGGAAUCUUUUUGGUUCUAUAAUUUAUGCCUUUUAAUGAUUUUACCAUAAAUGUUUGUAAUGAUAAAGAAUGUCUAGUUAGUGUCGAAUUAUAAUGCAGCUGCUAUUUGUGCAGUUGGCCUCGGAAUGGGAACGGCCUUUUAAGUUUUACUUAGAAACAACUGGUAAUUUCCCACAGCAUAAUUGACAUUCCCAUGUUGUACGGGUAAUGUUUGAAAGAAAGGAUCACCAUUCUUUGCACCUUAAAACAGUGUCUCUGGGUCCUAGUCAACAUUGACAUUGGGUGAACCAUUGUGCCCAGCUCAAUAUGCAUGAGCCACACUUUUAAAUAUUCCAAAGUCGCAUGGAAGACUUCACUUAUUUUACUUAGGCGAUCCCUCGUUGGACAAGUAAGAUGGUCUUCCUUGAUGACUAUUUGUGGGUUUGUGGAGCCCUAUUCUUGACCCGCAUCUUCUCCCACAGUGAAGGCAUUGGUUUCCAGGUGGAAGGCGGUCCCGGUCGGGGUUGGCUUGACGCGCCUUCCUCCUGGCACGUUUCUCUCUUUCACCCUCCACUCGUGCCUCCUCGAAUUCUGCAGCACUGCUGGUCACAGCUGACCUCCAGCUGGAGCGGUCAAGGGCCAGGGCUUCCCAGUUCUCAGAGUCGAUGCCAGAGUUUUUAAGGUUGGCUUUGAGGCCAUCUUUCAAUCUCUUUUUCGGUCCACCAACAUUCCGUUUUCCAUUCUUAAGUUCAGAGUAGAGCAACUGCAUGGAAGAAGCCCUAUCAUGGUCCCCAUGCAAUUACAUGUAAUGCCUGAAUUAAUCCGAAUUCAUACCUGACUUUCAAUCUUGUAAAAGAAGGGAGAGAUUUCAGUUGUGAAGCAUUUGCACAAUUUUGGUUGAACCAACUGAAGACUGAACUGGUUUGGGCCCAUUUAACAUUGCAGGUUGCUGAUUCCUUGUAUGGUGGCGAUUCCCAAGCUAUUAUAUUUGAGUCAAACAAGAACUGAAGUUCCUGGAUAGAUUGUUCUAAUGUAGCAAGAGCAAGGCACUUCUUAAAUCUGUUGUUUCCAUUUCAGGGUGCUUUGCAUGGUACUGUAUGUCAGAAACAAGAGCCAUCGUGUUGUCUGUUUUAGGCUCUGAAAUAAAAGCUGCAAUGUCAGCUUUAUGUUUCUCUGUUUUGCUGUCAUAUGCCUUUCUGGUUAACUAAAUAAAACAAAAACCUGUCUUGCCAAAUCA
Anolis sagrei ordinatus is the source of this 2571-nucleotide messenger RNA. NCBI's taxonomy places the organism in Eukaryota, Metazoa, Chordata, Lepidosauria, Squamata, Anolidae. The record is from RefSeq and is a predicted model, not a curated record.